This is a messenger RNA of Drosophila guanche, 4094 nucleotides long. RefSeq lists its product as uncharacterized. Gene Ontology annotation, cellular component: cytosol. NCBI's taxonomy places the organism in Eukaryota, Metazoa, Arthropoda, Insecta, Diptera, Drosophilidae. The record is from RefSeq and is a predicted model, not a curated record. The transcript is spliced from 8 exons. Gene Ontology annotation, molecular function: actin filament binding; small GTPase binding. The coding region runs from base 580 to 3801 and encodes 1073 amino acids. Gene Ontology annotation, biological process: regulation of cell shape; cell migration; cortical actin cytoskeleton organization.
UUUCAGCCGAGCAGACGCGCCAAAGUCAUCGUACAAGCCAGACCCAGAUCGAAACACAGUCCAGCCCAAGCCCCAAGUCGUAGUCGUAGUCGGAAUCGUUUUGACUCCACAAUCAAAGCAAAAGGCAGCUAAUAAAAAGUGCUAAUGGUGUAUUUAAAAUAUGAAUAAUUGCGAGUGUAUGGCAGGGCCACAAAAACGGUUACAAGAGCCACAACCACAACCACAACGGUAACGAUAACAAAAAGAGAUUUUCUUUUUUUCGUGGGACGAAGAAAUCGCAUUUGCAUUUCUCUCCGCGCUCGCUGGAAGAUUAUAUUGGAUCAAUCGCCCAUUGCCCAUCGUCCGUCGAUCGUCACUGUGUGUUUUGUGUUUGUGAGCGAGUUUCGAGUGAAAGGUUACUAGAAUAAUAAUCCGAAUAAUAAAUAUUUAAAUGCAAAUAUUAGAAACCCGUUAAGAGGUGCAGACGACGUCGCCAGAAGAAGAAUAGAAGCAGCGGCGGCCGCGACCUCAACUCAAUUUCUGGGAGAGUCUCUCUCUCUGGGCAAUGCCUGACAGGCGCCGAUCAGCGACGUCGUCGUAAUGGGCAACCGCAUCGCAGCGACUGCAGCAGGAGGUGGCGGUGGAGUGGUGGCUGGUGACGAGCUGCCUUCCAGGUUCAACACACGCAGACGAUACCAGCAGCACAAGCGGGAGUACUGCCUGCAGAGCGAGUAUCGCUCCAAGACCCUUCCCGCACGACACCCACACAACGAUCACGAACACGGGGAGAACCCGCAAGACCCAAGGCUUGGGUCCAGCAGCUGCCUGGGCGGACCACAAGCAGCCAAUGGUGCACCGCACAAUGGUGAGACGUCGCGGGUGUUGUUUCUGCUCUACUUGAUUCACCGCACCUGGAACGUGGUCAUGGACACGAUGGACACACGCACCAAGAGUCGUUCACCUCACAGUGGUUCGCCACAUAAAGGGGAGACCCUACCGAUGGAGGCCCAGCGUCGACCGAUGGAUGAGGAGUGCUCCAUUGGCAUCACAGAUUUGGAUGCUGUCUCCUCCUUCUGCUCCCAGUACUCAUGCUGCAGCUGCAGCUACUGCGACGAGGAUCCAGCGGGGACACAGACGAAUGUCUACAGCUCUAUUGCUGAUGAUUAUUCCCUGGACUCUAUGUUCGAGGAGGGAAAGUCACUGGCCGAAGAAAGUGACAGCUCGACGCUGCAGCGACACCAGCAGCACCAGCACAGGGGACGACACCAACGACACUCGUUCCAGAUGGCUCCCAGUGUCUGCCACGACACUGCCUCGAAGAUGGCACCACAAGCAACGCCUGUGGCUGCUUCCAAGUCUGCUGGCGGCACUUCCAGCCAUGCCUCGGGCACACAGAAAUGCGGUGGCAGCAGUCUCAAUGGAUCUUUGGCCUCCUACAAGAUGGCUGGCUCCGAACAGAGUUGGCCACAGGCGCCAGUCUACAGUAAAGAAAAUCAACGUCCACCGGUGUACAAUCCAGAGGAUUAUGUGCUCUCGCUGCGAAAGUUCACCAAAGGAAGCAGCGCCUCGAAAAUGAAAUCCAUUUACGAUGUCUGCACCACGCCCAGUGCCAAGGAGGAGGUCUACAAAUCCUCUACACUGCCAGCAAAGCAUUCCGAAUACAAAUCUCCCAUUCCUGCACCGCCGGAGAGCGACAGCGAAAUGUCGCUCCGACAGUUUGGCUCCAUCACGGAUCUGCUGACCAAACUGAGGGCCGAUCUGAGGGUCUCCUUUCCCAGCUUUGUGCAAGAGUUUGUGGCCACGCCUUCGGAUGGAAUUAGCCAUCUGCUGGAGGUGCUGCGGGCCAUACAAAUGGCUCAAGCGAGCAAUGCCCCAGCGCCUGUGCCAGGUGCAAGCAAUUCCCUGGCCAUGUCGCGCAAUCCACAGAGCUACCAGCGACGGGCACUGCUCGAUGAGCUCUCCUGCCUGCAAUGCCUGAGCAUCUGCUGCUCUCGCUCGCUGGAUGCCAUAGCCCGUUUGGGGAACACACCUGUGGGCCUCAUGCCGCUCGCUUCUUCGGCCACGGGGCAGGGCAUUCGUGCUCGGAUUCUCGCUCUGCAGCUGCUGGCCUCCGCCUGUGAUCGCCAGCCGUUUGGCAGUGGCACUGGCAGCCAGAAGAUCGCCUCCGCGGGACACACAGCCGUCUCGGAGGCCAUGUCCACGCUCCGUUUGCGAUGCAGUGAACCCGUGCGCUUCCGCCUGCUGGUGGGGAUCCUCAACAGCGGUGGGGGAUCCGGGGAGCUACAGUGUGCAGGCGUCAAAUUCCUCAACACAUUCAUCGAGAGUGCGGUGAGCAUUCAGCAGCGUCUCUACAUCCAGGCAGAGCUCUUCCAGGCGGGUCUCGAGCCCAGCACUCUGGCACGAACCAUUUCCUCCUCCUCGCCCUGGCUGGACAGCCUGCGGGCGGAGGUGAAGCGCUUCAACGAACUCCACAUCGACGUCGACAAGAUGAUGGCCCAGGCACGCGAUGCGGAUCGCACCCGCAGCCAGAUGGUGAUCCUCGAGCGACGCGUGCAGAUCCUGCACGAGGAGAAGGCAGUUCUCACCUCCAUGGAGCGGCGGCUGCAGGAGCGAUGCGCGGAGCUGCAGCGGGAGAUCUUCCGCCUGCAGGGCGCACAGCAGGAGUCCAACUUCAAGCCGGUGGAGGCCCAUCAGCCCGUGGCACUGCCACGACAGGUGCCACCCCCUGGCAAGACCACGAAGCAGAGCUGUUCGGAGCACGAGGAUGAGGGCAUCAGUAGCUCCGAGACGGGCGCUUCGCUCAGUCCAGUGCCCAUACUGGUGCUUCCCUCGAAGGCGGCCAAGAAUCAGCAUCACAAAGCGCGGAAAAUCCCCGUGGAGGAGGACGAGGACGAUGCAGCGACCAUUGAGGAUGUCAUCGAGGAGCUGGACAACAUUGUCAGCGAGGCGGAGAAGCAAAUCAGCAGCCACCACCACCACACGUCGCGCCAUCGUGCGCCCGUGGAGCAGGACAUUAUCCCAGUGAACAUUGUGCCGCAGCCGCCAAGGAAAUCCCGCUCCUUGGCGCACCUCGUGCCCCGCACCGACUGCUCCCAGCAGGAGGGCGGCUCCGACUAUGGAAUGCUGGUGCAUCAUCCUGGGGAUCCAGCGGCUGCCGAGCGACUGGCCGCCAUGCAGACCUUCUUCGAUGAGGCCGACUACGAUGCCCCCGAGACGGAUCAUCCGUCGAGCUAUGCCAUGGACUCCCCAUCCCCCGAUAUGCCGGAGGCCAAUGCCGCCGCCACGGCCUACAAUGCCGGCACCAAUCGGGAGCUGCUCGAUGUCAUAAUGAAUGCACGACACGACGAGCACGAUCCCACGAUGCAGGCCUUGAGGAAGAGCGCCCAAGAUGUGCCUCAGGCACCGGUGGUGCCCCACAAGAUGAAACCCCCCGCACCGGCACCGCCAGCCCCACCGGCCCAGCAGUUCAAUGGCGUCUUCUUUAUGACGGGCAUGAACACACCGCAGCGGUACCCAAAGCCCGACAUCACCGCCGCCCUGCAGGCCCGACGAGUCACCAAGAAUGUGGAACGCCUGGAGGCGGCCUUUGCCUCCUCCUCCAGCGGUGGCGCCCACGAGGCACUCAAUGAGGCAGCCAUCAAUGGCAGGGAGAAGUCGCGCAGCAACCAGCAGAUCUACUUCAGCAGCAACCCAGCCAUGAGGAUGCACCAGGAGCCACCAGUGGCAGUGACCAUGCCCGGACACAGUCCCGCAUCCCGCACGCGCUCCUACACCCAGGGUUCAAUGUCCAAGGUGACGGAUCUACCCUGUGGCCUCUACUGAUCCUCAGAUCAACACUCGAAUAAAUUAUGUUCUCGUUGAUUGCUGCUCCUCCUCCGCCUGUGCAAUAGCAAGCCACACUCUUAGGUUACGACAGAAAACACCCAUCAGAUCAGAUCGGAUCGGAUCGGAUCUUAUUUAUAUGUAAAACUAUUCAUUUAUAAUCUAUCGCAUAUCUCAUGAUCAAAUGUAGUUACGGUGGCAGCUUCAACCGCGGGUUCAUAGCCGAUAAGUAGCUUAGGUCUUAGCGUACUUUUACUCCUUCCUUUGCUACAAAUAAAUAUUUCAUAGUCGUA